This is a messenger RNA of Penicillium pulvis, 1023 nucleotides long. Its product is annotated as putative nucleoside-diphosphate-sugar epimerase. The coding region runs from base 1 to 1023 and encodes 340 amino acids. The record is from RefSeq and is a predicted model, not a curated record. The transcript has 3 exons. NCBI's taxonomy places the organism in Eukaryota, Fungi, Ascomycota, Eurotiomycetes, Eurotiales, Aspergillaceae.
AUGGCUCCUCAGGUCUUCAUUACUGGAACCACCGGCUACAUCGGUGGUGAUGGUCUUUACGCCAUCGCCAAUGCCCAUCCCGACUGGGAGCUUUCGGCCUUAGUCCGUAACAAGGAUAAGGCCGCUGUGCUGUCCAGCAAGUACCCCAAGAUUCGGGUUGUACACGGCGACUUGGACUCAACUGAUAUCAUUGAGGAGGAAGUCAAGAAGGCCGACAUCGUUUUCCACUUCGCUGACUGCGAUCACGUCGCUGCUGCUGAGGGCAUUGCCAAAGGCGCCAAGCACCACACCCCGGAGCGCCCACUCUGGCUGAUCCACACAUCAGGAACAGGUAUUCUGACCGUAGAGGACCAGCGCGCUGGAACAUAUGGUAUUGAGCGCCCUAAGGAAUACAACGACUGGGAAGGCGUUAGCGAACUUAUCAACCUCCCCGCUGAUGCUUUCCACCGCAAUGUGGACGAGAUCAUUAUCAAUGCCGGCAAGGAAAACCCCACUAGCGUCCACACGGCUAUCGUCUGCCCACCCACUAUCUACGGCCAAGGCCGUGGACCUGUCAACACCAAGAGUGUGCAGGCCUAUCUGCUAAGUGCGGCCGUAAUUAAGCGCGGCAAGGGAUUCCUCGUCGGCAAGGGCGAGAACGUCUGGCACCAGGUCCAUGUUCAGGAUUUGAGCAAUGUUUACCUCGCCCUGGGUGAUGCAGCUGCCGAGGGUGGUGGUAAGGCUACUUGGAAUGACGAGGGAUACUACCUGGCUGAAAAUGGUUCGUUUGUCUGGGGUGAUAUCCAGCGGGCGGUUGCUCAGUCUGCGUUUGAGCAGAAGUAUAUUCAGUCUCCUGAGGUCGAGGUCUUGGAUGGUAAGCAGACUACGGAGAUCUUGUCAGCUGGUAUCUAUGCUUGGGGCUCGAACUCUCGUGGUCACUCUCUGCGAGCACGAAAGCUGUUUGGCUGGGAGCCUAAGCAGCCGAAGUUGAUUGAGUUGAUUCCUGAGAUUGUUGCAAUUGAGGCUAAGGGACUUGGAUUGUGA